CAAAAGCCAAUCAAUUGCAUCCUAACAAAUUUAUAUAUUUAUGUCCGCCACAAUAGCUUGCAAUUGAACGCCCCUAAAUAUAACUCGACAGAAGUAUUUAAAUUAAACACCGAGCAGAGCGUGGCUAUCUACCUCAGUUUCAAGAACCAGCCCUUUCAUCCAGCAGAUUACAAUGGGAUCGUUUUCUUUUCGAUAUCCUGUACGAAAUCAACAAUGUUCUGGAAAAAAUCUCUGGAUUCCUUGUCGAGUGCCUUGAGGAAGAAGUAAAAUGCGUGCGGAAGGCCAGCAAACGCCUUUUCCGUUACCUCGACUCCCGCCGCCCUGAGGGCUUCGCUGUAUGCAAAACCCUCGUCGCACAGUGGGUCAUACCCGGCGAUCUGGAUGACUAUCAGGCUUUCUGUUAGCUAGGUGUGCUGCCCAUUUUGUUUUGGGCGAAUAUCAUGUUUCAUUCUUCUUUUCCUUUCACUUACGAGCUGGGGGGAGGUUUGCGUGGCUUUCAGCCAGUAUGGGAUUGGCAUAGACCUCCGGUUUCCCUUCCGGGAGAUAUAAAUUCCAGUGGAAUAAAGCUCUCAUGGACGACGCAACGGCUUCUUCCUUAUUCUCGUCCCAGCUCUUGUAUUCAUAUUUGUCCCGAGGGAAGAAGUCUGGGUGACAAAUCAUUGGCAUGUUGAGGAUCUGGCCAACUAUCCCAGUGAUAGAUUCAUCUCGAGCUUUCAAUGCGAGGGCUGCUGCCUUUCAAGUUGUUACUAGGUUUUUUUUUUAUCAACAGCAAGUGAGGCGAGAGAAUCUUACAAGAUUGGCACCGCUGGUGGAGCCUGCGAGGAAAAUGCUUUUGGGGUUGAUCCCAAGGGUGGAGGCAUUCGAUUUGCACUGUCGAACGAUUGUGAGCGGGCGUCUUCCUCGAGGGUAAGCAACUCAAGAGCAUUUUCAUACCCAAAUCAAUGCGUCAAAGCAGUCGUUCAAGGGAUAGGGAAAUGGGAAUUCCGGACAUUUUCGGUACUCCACGCUCACGACCACACAUCCGUUAUCCUUGGCCACCUGUCUAUUCUGUGCCUCUUCGACAUCAUGGGUAAAUAUUGUCCACCCUAUCAUUUACUAUCAGCCAAUGGUCUUUCACUCCUAUGAAUACAAGCAAAUAGGACAACCCUAUAUCACUCACCUCCCCCGUGUGAGACAAAGAAUAAGGAUGCGUCUGAAGCUGGAUUUAUCGGCUUAUAGAUUCUGAGUUCCACAUCCGCGCCAUCUCUGACUACGAUAUUAAUAUGUUCGAUCGUGAUAUCCUUGCCAACAACGGGACCGUCGUCGAAAAUCGCAGGCGGGAAGGCAUUCCAUGCAGUUUUGAAUUGCUCCAUGUCCUUGAUGGCAUAUAAACUCUCAACGAGUUUAGUAGCCUCAUCCUUUAAGGUUUCAAAGACCGGGUGAGGUGCGGCGAGGUGUGCGUACUUGGACCUGGUAUUUGAGUCGGCCGCCAUUGUGAUUUUGCAGGUUGGCGGUGUUGCAGCUUGGUUUAUCGAGCGUUAUCGGUUAUUCCCAAGAAGACAGGUUUUUACUGACGGCAGGCAAUUCAUCGGGCUAGGAAGAUGGAAUUAGAACGACGGAAGAUGAUAAUACCCCCUCACUUCAUAUAUCAAGCUAGGCCAAAAAUCAGUGACGGUCAGCGUCAAUCAAGACGGGAAUAUUGUCGCUCUCAAUGGGUGAGCGUUGAUGGUCCAUGGACCUACAUGCAGAUCCGCAGGUUCCAGCAGGAAGUCCUCAACAACACCAUACGUUGGGGUGAACAAUACAGACAACUGAUUGAACAUAUUCCUGUAUUGUUCUCUUUGAAAUUAUUUCGACCGGGAUGAAUACCCCUCCAACCAUUUUUAAUUUUAUCUAUGGAUAGGUCUACCAACUUGAGCCACCCCGCAAGGGCCUCCAUCACCCGCCGCACGGAGACGCCACGUUUUCCCGCCUAAGGUACGACUUAUCCGGACAGGUUCAAGAGGUGCAAAUUUGAACAAAGAAACGGAAAGCAAAAUCGAUAAUGGCCCGUGCGGAUGUCACUUACUGUGGCGUGAGCGAUGUUGAUUCGUACCAGCUUGACCCGCUGUUAUCAUUCAUUUCGAUUGGCGAUAAUUUAAUCAAACUCUAUGGAAAUGUGCUAACUUUAUUGACUCGUCGUACACGGUGAAGGCUGCUACAUCACAGUGGCAAUCCCGCAAUCCCUUUGAUGGGAAAUUGUAGAUUGAAAACACUUCCUUGGCAAGAACAGUAAGUAGUUUUCCCCUCUCAAUCCGUGGGUAGGAUUUUCUUCUGAUACUUUAUAUCUGGUGGGCAAAGGAAUAGUUAAGGAAUUGAACUGUUAGCUUUUACACCCAGUUUGACCCUCAGCCAGGCUGACAUCACUCCGAGCUCCAGAGAUGGUACUCAUGACCAGGGAAAAUAGGCAUUGCAAAUAAGAACCUAGAAGUACUGUUUGAUAAAUUAAAUGCAGCAUCGCGAAGCUUGUUUGCAUGCGCUACCAAGGGACCGGGGAGUGAGGUUCGCGUUGGCUUCUUUCUUCCGCAUGGGCUCAAAAGGAGAAUCUAGAGAAUUGUAGAGUAAUUAUCAUAUUAUUUGGUUUUAAGAAGGACAUAUCUAUCUCCUUGUUUCUCAUGUUUUCUCCUGUUUACUCUUCAUCAUGAUGCCGUAAAUGCGACUGGUUAGCUUUUGCUAAAUAACUAACUACUUGAUCUGCCGCUAACGCGGAACCAAGAGGGAGCCAUUUCAAUAUCAACGAGACACUGACUGCUGACCCUUCAUCACCUGAAGAAUGUCACAUUGCAGAACACACCACAACUACAACCACAACCAUGGAGAAAAUAUCAGAUAAAAUAGCCGCUCUUCCCCGAAAUGCGAACUACUUCUCGCUGGAGUUUUUCCCUCCAAAGACCCAGAUGGGCUCCUCAAAUCUCCAAGCCCGUCUGGAACGCAUGUCACAAGCUCUACGACCGCUAUUCGUGACCGUUACUUGGGGUGCUGGUGGAAGCACUGCGGCCAAAUCGCUCGAGCUCGCUGAGAUAUGUCAGCGUCAAUUAGGACUUACCACCUGCUUGCAUUUGACAUGUACGAAUAUGAACCGCUCACUGGUGGACCAUGCGCUCUCAGAAGCCAAAGCGUUGGGCAUCAGAAAUAUCCUAGCAUUGCGCGGUGACCCUCCGCGAAGCGAAGAGUACAAUAUUGAUGGCGAAGAUGAUAGCAAUAAGGACUUUACGUAUGCAGUCGAUUUGGUGAAAUACAUACGCCGCACACACGGUGAUCACUUCUGCAUAGGAGUGGCAGCAUAUCCAGAAGGACAUUCAGACGAGUCACAUCCCGAAGUGCAGGAUCCUGCUAGAGACGUCCCAUAUCUCGUCGAGAAAACAAGGGCUGGAGCGGACUUUAUAAUGACUCAAUUGACUUACGAUUUGGAAGCAUAUAAACGGUUUGAGAAUAUGCUUCGCACGCAUGAAUCGGGCGUUUUCAAAGAUAUUCCUAUCAUUACCGGUUUGAUGCCCAUCCAGAGCUAUCAUAUUUUAACUAGGACGACGAAACUAAGCCAUGCGAGGGUACCUCCUAACAUUAUGGCACGAGUGGAAGAAGUGAAAUCAGACGAUGAAUCAGUGAAACGAAUCGGCGUGGAUAUCUUGUGUGAGAUUGUAAAUGGAUUAAAAGAGAUUCCUUGCCCAGGUCCACGCGGGCUUCAUUUCUACACCCUGAAUUUAGAAAAGGCAGUUGCCUUUACAGUUGAGAGGUGCAGCUUAAUACCACCAUCAUCCGAACCCUCGAGCGAUUCAGAAGCAGAUCUGGAUACUGCAGUUUCCAUGGUACACGGUCAACUAAACAACAUUGUCCGAAUGUCCAAAAGACGUGCUUCCUCCAUAAAUUCCCAACCCCAUAACAGAUUAAUUGUUGAUCGGCCUUCGGACGGUAGGGGUUCCUCUCAAGCAUCCACUACCCACGAAACUCAGACUCUUGGUGCUGGCAUGCCAGCUCUUAAUCCCCCUCACCGAGCGACAACACUACAAAUCUCAGAGGGAGUGGGUGCACUUGGGCGCGAGGCGACCUGGGAUGACUUCCCCAAUGGUCGGUGGGGUGAUGCGAGAUCCCCUGCAUUCGGAGAAAUCGAUGGAUAUGGCCCGUCACUACACGUCACUCCCGCCGUAGCACGUCGACUCUGGGGAUAUCCAACAACGAAAGAGGACAUUAACACCAUCUUCCAACGCCAUGUGUCUGGCGAUCUUCACAUUGUGCCCUGGUCAGAAGGUGGAACGCAAGAUACGGGCGGCCUGAAUGCAGAAACUGCUACUAUUCGCGACGAGCUGCUCCAGCUCAUAAAUGGACGUGGGUGGUGGACGCUCGCGUCCCAACCAGCAGUGAAUGGGGUGCGCAACGACCAUCCGAUUUUCGGCUGGGGUCCUCGCGGCGAGGGCUUCGUUUUCCAGAAGGCAUUUGUCGAGUUCUUCUGCACAGCCCAUGACUUGAAAACCAUUCUAAAACCGAUUUUUGAGAACCAUGGCCACGAUGAACUUGCGUGGUUCGCAACGAAUGCUGCUGGUGAUUUCGAGUCCUCUUCUCCGCCCACCGACGACAGCGCAAACGACUACUCCGGUCCUGUUGAUGUCUAUCUGGAUUCCAACGCUACGGCGGGUGGUACUGGAGUUAAUGCUGUUACGUGGGGCGUAUUCAGAGGUAAGGAGAUCGUGACUCCAACUAUCAUUGAAGAAGUCAGUUUCCGUGCAUGGGGCGAUGAGGCGUUCCGUAUCUGGGACGAGUGGAGACGCGUUUUCCCGCGUGGAAGCCCCACCGAGAAGCUACUAGAUCAACUAAAGAACGAUGUAUGGCUGGUUUGUGUAGUGGGCCAGAAAUACGGUGCAGGUUGUCAAAGUAGAGAGGCUGCAGAAACGGAAGGGAAGCUAUUAUGGAAAUUACUGGCGGGACAGGCUACUGAGGCGGAUUCAACCAACAAGCAUUGAGCAUUUCUUAUACCAUUUUAUAAUGGGAUCAGCGCUCCUUUUUUGGCUGUUCUCUACGAGGAGUACAUAUCUUGGAAAAUACAAGGUCUUGUAUCCCCCGAGCAUUUUUUUUUUCUCUGCCUGGUUCUCAUUUAGUAUUCCAUAAAGAUAAAGAAUAUAGGCAAGGUUUAAGUAUGCGAAUCAAAAGAAUACGGAGUGGUCAAGUCUAUAUAUUGUGUAACCAAGUGUUUUUCCUUUCUGCACGAAAAGGAGGGGGGUGACACACAGCUUCCUCCACCCAAUAUGAGCAUCAUAGGUGCUGACGUCCGGCCAGCUUGGAUAUAUUAGUUGAGUAUUCAUGAAUUUGCAUAAAAUGGGCACCCCCGCCUCCAGGCUAAGGUUAUAUUUGGAUUCAGUAACUUGUUUCGUGUGUUUGAUAUAUCCCGAUAUAGCCAGCCGAACGGGGCUGAAUAUUUCCGGAACGACCCCUUGAUUGAGUGAUUCAAAUGAGUAUGUCGAA
Molecule: messenger RNA, 5472 nt
Organism: Blastomyces gilchristii SLH14081
Lineage: Eukaryota; Fungi; Ascomycota; Eurotiomycetes; Onygenales; Ajellomycetaceae
Product: methylenetetrahydrofolate reductase (NADPH)
Exons: 2
Coding region: 2832-4973 (713 amino acids)
Biological process (GO): tetrahydrofolate interconversion
Cellular component (GO): cytosol
Molecular function (GO): FAD binding; methylenetetrahydrofolate reductase [NAD(P)H] activity
Source: RefSeq, a predicted model, not a curated record